This is a messenger RNA of Anguilla anguilla (European eel), 6408 nucleotides long. RefSeq names its product myosin VIa (gene myo6a). The transcript is spliced from 36 exons. Bases 203 to 4099 code for a protein of 1298 amino acids. Lineage: Eukaryota; Metazoa; Chordata; Actinopteri; Anguilliformes; Anguillidae. The record is from RefSeq and is a predicted model, not a curated record. Gene Ontology annotation, molecular function: ATP binding; microfilament motor activity; actin filament binding. Gene Ontology annotation, cellular component: endocytic vesicle; myosin complex; actin cytoskeleton. Gene Ontology annotation, biological process: inner ear auditory receptor cell differentiation; inner ear morphogenesis; vesicle transport along actin filament.
CCCUGGACUUCAUUCCGAGGCUUUUGGAAAGACCAAAGGCUGCUGUUGCAGGAAGAGCGGCACGGGAUAUCGGAGCCGGGAUCAGCAGCCGGGAAUCUAGGGGGGAAACUUGAACUUUUUUGACAAAUACAGAAAGCAAGUCACGGACUGUAACUAUACUUUAAAUCGCAUACCAAGACCCCCCGCGUAGCUCUGCCGUGCCAUGGAGGAUGGGAAGCCGGUGUGGGCGCCGCACCCGACGGACGGGUUCCAGCUGGGCACCAUCGUGGACAUCGGGGCGGACAGCUUGACCAUCGAGCCUCUGAAGCAGCCGGGCAAGACCUUUCUGGCUCCGGUCAACCAAGUGUUCCCCGCCGAGGAUGAUGUCAACAAGCAUGUGGAGGACAACUGUUCUCUCAUGUACUUGAAUGAAGCUACACUUCUGAACAAUGUUCGUGUGCGCUACAGUAAAGACAAAAUUUAUACCUUUGUGGCAAACAUCCUGAUCGCGGUGAACCCCUACUAUGACAUCCCCAAGCUCUACUCCCCCGAAACCAUCCAGAAGUACCGUGGAAGGUCACUGGGCACGCUUCCUCCUCACGUCUAUGCAAUCGCGGACAAAACCUACCGCGACAUGAAGGUACUCAAGAUGAGCCAGUCCAUAAUUGUGUCUGGAGAGUCUGGAGCAGGGAAAACAGAAAACACCAAAUUUGUACUCCGGUAUUUGACAUCAUCUUACGGGACUGGCCAGGAUAUUGAUGAGAGAAUAGUGGAAGCUAAUCCACUCCUUGAGGCCUUUGGAAAUGCAAAAACUGUCAGGAACAACAAUAGCAGUCGAUUUGGAAAGUUCGUAGAAAUCCACUUCAGUGCAAAGAAUGCUGUGGUUGGUGGGUUUGUGUCCCACUACCUGCUGGAGAAGUCCCGAAUCUGCACGCAGGGCAAAGAGGAGAGGAACUACCACAUUUUCUACAGGCUGUGCGCUGGUGCGCCCGAAGACAUCAGCCAGAAGUUUCACCUCAGCUCCCCGGACACCUUUAGGUAUCUGAAUCGGGGCUGCACCCGGUACUUUUCCACCAAAGAAACGGACAAACAGAUUCAGCAGAACCGCAAGAGCCCGGAGCACCUGAAGGCGGGGUCGCUCAAGGACCCGCUGCUGGAUGACCACGGGGACUUCAGCAGGAUGUGCGGGGCGAUGAAGAAGAUCGGCCUGGACGACACGGAGAAGCUGGACCUGUUCCGGGUGGUCGCCGGCGUCCUGCACCUGGGGAACAUCGACUUCGAGGAGGCGGGGAGCACCUCGGGCGGCUGCAACCUGAAGAAUCAGUCCAGCCAGUCUCUGGAAUACUGCGCCGAGCUGCUCGGGCUGGACGAGGAUGACCUGCGAGUCAGCCUCACCACCAGGGUCAUGCUCACGUCAGCAGGGGGCGCCAAAGGAACGGCAAUCAAGGUGCCUCUGAAGGUGGAGCAAGCCAACAACGCGCGGGACGCCCUGGCCAAGGCGGUGUACAGCCGCCUCUUCGACCACGUGGUCACCCGAGUCAACCAGUGCUUCCCCUUCGAGACCUCCUCCAGCUUCAUCGGGGUCCUGGACAUCGCCGGGUUCGAGUACUUUGAGCACAACAGCUUCGAGCAGUUCUGCAUCAACUACUGCAACGAGAAGCUGCAGCAGUUCUUCAACGAGCGCAUCCUGAAGGAGGAGCAGGAGCUGUACCAGAAAGAGGGGCUGGGAGUCAACGAGGUUCACUACGUCGACAACCAGGACUGCAUAGACCUGGUGGAGGCCAAACUGGUGGGCAUCCUGGACAUCCUGGACGAGGAGACCCGUCUACCCCAGCCCACCGAUCAGCACUUCACAGAGACCGUGCACAGCAAGCACAAGGACCACUUCCGCCUGACCGUGCCCAGAAAGUCCAAGUUGACGGUGCACAGGAACGUGCGGGACGACGAAGGCUUCAUCAUCAGGCACUUUGCCGGAGCUGUCUGCUACGAAACGGUAAAGUUUGUGGAGAAGAACAACGACGCCCUCCACAUGUCCUUAGAGUGCCUGGUGAGCGAGUCUAAGGACAGGUUUGUUCGAGAACUCUUCGAAAAUUCAAAUAAUUCCAAGGACUCCAGGCAGAAGGCCGGGAAGCUUAACUUCAUCAGCGUGGGAAACAAAUUCAAGACCCAGCUGAACCUCCUACUGGACAAACUCCGUAGCACAGGUUCCAGCUUUAUUCGUUGUGUGAAGCCCAACCUGAAGAUGGUGAGCCACCAGUUUGAAGGAGGACAGAUCCUGUCACAGCUGCAGUGUUCAGGAAUGGUCUCUGUUUUGGACCUGAUGCAGGGUGGCUUCCCCUCCCGCGCCCCCUUCCACGAGCUCUACAACAUGUACAAACAGUACAUGCCUCCCAAGCUGACCCGCCUGGACCCACGCCUCUUCUGCAAGGCCUUGUUCAAAGCACUAGGAUUGAAUGAGCAUGACUACAAGUUUGGACUGACCAGAGUGUUCUUCAGACCUGGAAAGUUUGCGGAGUUUGACCAAAUCAUGAAGUCCGAUCCAGACCAUCUGGCCGAGCUGGUGAAACGGGUCAACAAAUGGCUGAUCUGCAGUCGCUGGAAGAAGGUUCAGUGGGGCGCGCUGUCCGUCAUCAAGCUGAAGAAUAAGAUCCACUACAGGGCGGUCGCCUGCGUUCAGAUGCAGAAGACGGUGCGCAUGUGGCUAUGCAAGAAGAAGCACAAGCCGCGCAUCGACGGCCUGGUGAAGGUGCGGAACCUGAAGAAGAGGAUGGACAAGUUUAAUGAGGUGGUGAACGGGCUGAAGGAGGGCAAACAGGAAAUGAGCAAGCAGAUCCAGGAGCUCGACGCCUCCAUCGACGCGCUCAUGGCCAAGAUCAAGGCAACGGUGAUGACCCGUAUGGACAUAGACCACGAGCAUCAGGCGCUGGUCAAGCGCUCCGAGCAGCUGCUGACGGCGCUGCAGAAGAAGAAGCAGGAAGAGGAGGAGAUGGAGCGACUGAGACGCAUCCAGGAGGAGAUGGAGAAGGAGAGGAGGAGGCGCGAAGAGGAGGAACAGCGCCGCAAGCAGGAGGAGGAGGAUCGGCGUCUGAAAGCGGAGAUGGAGCUGAAGAGGAAGCACGAGGAAGAGGAGAGGAAGAAGAUGGAGGAGGAAGAGAAGAGGCUACAGGCGGAGAUGGAGCUGCAGCUGGAGGCGGAGCGGGAGGAGGAGGCCCAGCGACAAGCCGUCCUGGAGCAGGAGAGGCGGGACCGGGAGCUGGCCAUGAGGAUCGCCCAGAGCGAGGCUGAACUCAUCACCGAGGAGACGCAAACGGACACGAGCUUGCGCAGUAAUGGCACCUCAGGUGUUGAGUCUCCAGAGAGCGUGAAUGCUGGCACACUUCAAAAGACCAAGAGCUUGACAAUGGAGGAAAUGGCCAAGGAAAUGUCUGAACUGCUGGCUAGGGGCCCGCAGGUGCAGGCGACCAAAGCGGCAGCCGGGGCCAAGAAGUACGAGCUGAGCAAGUGGAAGUACGCCGAGCUGCGAGACGCCAUCAACACCUCUUGCGACAUUGAACUGUUGGCAGCCUGCCGAGAGGAGUUUCACCGCCGUCUGAAGGUCUACCACGCCUGGAAAUCAAAGAACAAGAAGCGUAACACUGAAACUGAGCAGAGGGCCCCUAAAUCAGUCACCGACUACGAUCUUGCACCCGCGGUGAAAAACGCAUCCCAGCAGAACGCGGCCCCGCCCAUCCCCGUCCGGCACCACGAGAUCGCCAUGAACCGGCAGCAGCGCUACUUCAGGAUCCCCUUCAUCCGGCCCAGCGACCAGUUCAAGGACCCGCAGGCCAAGAAGGGCUGGUGGUACGCCCACUUCGACGGGCCCUGGAUCGCCCGGCAGAUGGAGCUCCACCCGGACAAGCAGCCCAUCCUCCUGGUGGCAGGGAAGGACGACAUGGAGAUGUGCGAGCUGAACCUGGAGGAGACGGGCCUGACCCGGAAGCGGGGGGCCGAGAUCCUCCCGCGGCAGUUCGAGGAGAUCUGGGAGCGCUGCGGGGGCGUCCAGUACCUCCGGAGCGCCAUCGAGAGCAGGCAGGCCCGGCCCACGUACGCCACCGCCAUGCUGCAGAGCCUCCUCAAAUGAGAGCGCCCCGCCCCGGCCUUCGCCCCCGGCCCCGCAGACACCCCGGGGCCAAGAGCGAAAGCUUUAGCUGCUGUUUCAAAAGGGAAGAGGAGGGAACUCCCUAUCAAAGAGGGCAUUGAAAACACACUUUUUUUGACUGGGGGCAUCCACAAUACAAAUGAACUGAUUUUCUUUUUUUUUAGUUUUUUUUGGUUUUUUUGGUUUUCGGUUAUGUUCAGCUUUUUAAAAAUUUCUUUUCGUUUUUCUUUUUCGUAAUUUUUUUUUUUCUUCUGCUGAGAAUCUGCGGGGAGAAAGUCAGCUAGCUAGACGUCCGAGCGGCUUUGUGUUUCGCACAAAUCUGCUUUUUUGCUUUAAUCUCGCUCCACCUUUAACUGAGAUGCCUUAAAAACUACUUUUUGACAAGGUAAUUGCUGAAAGUAGAAACGGUUUUAAAAGCUGCUUCUCCAAAAGAAAACAUUUAUAUAUAUAUAUAAAAAGAUUAAAUGGUAGAUAUCAGUGUUGACAUGUUCAAUCAUUAAAAUAGCUCACACGUAUUAUUAAUUAGGUUAUCUCUUCACUUAUAAUUAUCUCUCGUCGUGGCUCAGAACAGACUGAAAUUGUUCCGUCAGCAUAGUUUUCCUUCAGUGGCUCAAAAUUUGCACUAUACAUGGGUGACUGGAAAUGAUCAGAUGUUAAACGUAUGGAAUAAAUGUUGUAUUUUAGACACAGACUGUAUAUAUAGUAUAUACAAUGCACAUUCCACACAACGCAUUACAUUUGCUAGCUUAUACCAUGAGACACUGCAGUUCGUCCGGUCAGCGGUACUGGGCAGUGUGAACAUAUUUUGAGAAAUUUUUCGUUCCUGUCAUUUCUAGAUCAUGCUAUUGCUUCUAAAACUGAAUGGAUUUAAAUUCUCUCAUUUUUUACAAUUUUGGAGGCCAGAAGACAAAGUAAAAAAGUGAGAGAAGUGGUCAAAUCUGAUGGUGAUUUUACAAGGAGGAAAAAAAACUGUCAAAUUAUUUCUGGUCUGUCAGGGAAGUCACUCAAGCCCAACAAAUUUCAAAAGAAAUUUUUCUACUUCCAUGUUAGUGUAUCUAUAAUUUGUUCUUUCUUUCAUGCUUACAAAUAAGUUUGGAGUUUUCAAACAUCAAUAAUUAUUAAAGCAAAAUACAUAAAAUUAUGCAAUAAUUCAAGUAAGAAAUGCAAUCUAAAAAUAUGAAAGUUUUUUAUGCUUUGACAUAGAUCAGAAUAGAAUGUGUUUGAUAUUGAUAAAAAGGGUAUCGUAAAUAAUGCAAUACGAGAGAUAUACUGUAUAUUUUAAAGGGUGGAGGAUGCCAGCCUUCAAGACCAAGUAUAUUAGGCAUGUUGUUUGUGAGACUGGUGUGAUUGACAUUUGGAAAGAGGGUGCUGUGAGCUACACGCGGCAGCUCUGCGCUAGCGAAGAAUGACAUCACACGCGGCUCAUUAGAAUGUGCAGGUCGUAUCCUCCGCUUCUAAACCCCCCCCCCCCCCCACCCCAGCUUUUCCAUUUGUUGCAGACAGGAUGCGUCUUCUCUCUCCGUACUGAAAGAAUGUAGUUUCUGCGCAGACUUCAUGAUUAACUUGUCAAAAAAAAACAUUUGCGCGUCGGAGAUUAAAGGGGUUGAGGCGUUAAACCGAAAAUUAGCGUCUUUAAUAAAGCGAAGGCUCCCGAGCGCGAGCUUGAUUACGCCCGCCGUCCGGGGUGGGCGGCGGUUUCUUACCGAAGAUCGAGCGAAACGGACCAGAGCCGCCGCUGGGUAAAAACAACAUGUGUGAGACAAUCUCAUGCCCAGGCUGGGGACCGCCUCCUCCUCCUCCUCCUUCGCCUCCUCCUCCUCCUCCUCCUUCGCCUCCUCCUCCCCCUCCUCCCCCUCCUCCUCCUCCUCCUCCUUCAGGCAAGCCUGUUUGCGGCCACUUCAUUCAUUGCUGAGGUUCAAAGGGCCGUCUGUCGCCCGGUGCAAACAGCAGGUCAGCGGCUGGAUCGUGUGAAUGUAUUCGGGCUCUCAUCUCACUGCCUUUCUGUUCAAGAGGCGUCUCUCAACCCAGGUCUGAUUAUUUAUUCACAAAUUUGAACGGCGGUGUGAUUGCGAAUGUUUCCUGGAUAUCUUCUAAUGUACAGUACCGUAAAUUAAUUAUGAUUAUGUGCUCUUUUUUUUCUGCCCCCCCCUCCCCCCCCGCCCCAUCUCACAACCCCCCACCCCUGCCACAACCACGGGCCCGAUUCUACGUGUUCACCCUUGUGGGUUUUCUAAUGCUGAUUUUUAACUGAUGUGCUGCUAAGCAAAAAAAUAAACACAUUCCAUGUUCGA